CUGACCUGAUGGGCCACCUGGCUCAUAUGCAGACUUUAAUUUCACUUCGAAGUUGCUGUUUGCCUCUUUUUUAGAGCGAAUGCUCAUGCAAAACAUUGUACAUGAAAUGACUUGAAUUUCAAGAGAAUGAACGGACAGGUGACAUGCAUUUUCAUUCGAAUAGUUAUGCACAAAGACUCAUUUUGCCACAGACGCAAAAGUCAACUAUUCAUCCAUGAGCUGGUUCAGGGGGCCUUUGAUUUGGUAUUGCCUUUACAUGUUAAUUUCUAAGUAUAAAUGAAUAUGUCAUCUUUGAUUUCAGCAGGUGCGUAGAGGGACAGUAAAGUAUCCUUAGUUGGUUUUCUUGAGGGAAAAUGGUACAGUCAAGGAACUUCAUGUAAGCCUCACUACAGUGUAUCUUGAUAAACAUGGCUGCUGUUGCACCUUCACCCCUGGCCAGCUCGGCGGAGAAGACAAAUGGAGCCAAGCUGAGCAGACGUCUUAUUGAUGGUGGAGCAACGGUUCUAAGGGAUGUCUUUGAUAGAUAUCAUCCUCCUGCAAACCUGGCUGCUGGUCUUAAUGCAAACUUUGUUACUCUGACCAAUCUUUCCAGAAAAAAGGUUUUACAUAAACCUCAGUGGGAUCUACUGUUCCCACCCGGUGGAGCCACCCCAGACUCCAAAACAUUUGAUAUCACUCUUCUGUUUCUUCUUCUGACCAACAUUUGUGGACUAUCCCCUCCCCUCUCAGGGUGGCACAAACUACCACCUUCAAGUGACACCUCUCGUGAGGCUAAUCUUACUCGUAUUAAGCUAUAUCGUAAUGAGCUGUAUGGUCACGUGACGUCCACGGGCGUUCAAACAGCUGUGUUUAACGUUAAAUGGCAGGAAAUAAGUACUGUUCUUGUUGCUCUUGGGUUGAAUCCGGCUGAGGUGGUCAGAUUACAGUCAGCGCCUUGCGGCGAAGAUUACAUCAGCGCUGUGAUCGACUGGGCUAAAAAUGACGAGGAGAUUAAGUCACAGCUGGGAGAACUACGUAAGAGGCAACAUGAAGCAUGCCAGAUGCAAGAGGAAGACCAUGAAACUCUUCAACAUACACAUGAGGUUGUAAAGGAAGUUUUGAAAACCCAGCAAGAAACUUAUCAAAUAGAACGCAAACGUCACAAAACUAUUCAGGACACACAGCAGGCAGUUGAAGAUUUACGGCAGAUCGACCGAGACACACAGAAAGUGGUUACAGAAGUUUUCAAAAGCCAACAAGAGGUACGUCAGAAGCAACAAGAAACUGCUGAGCAAGUACGCUGGACCCAACUAGAAGAUCAUGAGACUCUUCAGAAUAACAAGUUAAAACUAGAUGAAGUACAUCAGACCCAAACCAAGACACAAGAAACUGUUGAGAGAGUUUGCCAGACCCAAGAAAAGCUUAUCAAAUCUGUUGAAGAGGCAUUUGCUUCCUUAAAAGAUGGAAGAGACGAUGAUAUUUCAGAAGAAGUCCUUAGGAAUCUCGCUAAGUCAGAGUUCAAAGGCGACAUUGAGUAUCAUGUAGGACGAUAUCAAGAAGGCACUCGUGAGUGGGUGUUUAACAAAGUUGAAAACUGGUUAGACGACAGGAAUUCUGAAAACCGUGUGAUGGUGAUCAGUUCAAAUGCAGGUAUGGGGAAGUCGGUCAUCUCUGCUGUUUUCUGCAAAAGAAUGCAAGAAGCUGGCAGACUGGCAGGAAGCCACUUUUGUCAGCAUAACAAUGCUCGUUACCGAAAUCCUCAGUUGAUGCUUCAGUCCUUGGCCUGUCACUUGUGCUAUGCCUUGCCAGACUACAAAGAAGCUCUUGUAAAACAGCUGUCAAGAAAUUUGGGUAAAGAUCUCAACAACAUGAGUGUGGAAGAACUGUUUGCGCUGCUUUUUAAAGAGCCUCUAAACAAUGUAGCUGACCCUGGAAGAAACAUGCUGAUAGUGAUAGAUGCUUUAGACGAAAGUGAUUACCAAGAACGCAAUGAGCUACUUGAUGUCCUUGCAAACCACCUUUCCAAGCUUCCACGUUGGAUCCGAUUCCUUUGUACGACUCGACCAGAGAGGAACAUUUCAGACGCAUUGAAACAUUUGAAGCCAUUUCAACUGGAAUCAAAUGAUGAUAAGAAUAUGGAAGACAUCAAGUGUUUCUUCAUUGAAAACAGGACACAAAAUCUAAUCAAACCAGAAAAGAAAAGCGCCAUAGUGGAAAAGCUUGUCGAAAAAUCUGAAGGGCUCAUGCUGUACGCCUAUUUUCUUGUUUUAUUUAUUGAAGAGAAUAAAUCAGUUCUGAACCAGGAAGAUCUUGAUGAUAGCUUGCCAUUAGCAAUUUCUUCAGCCUACCAUUCUUAUUUCAAACGACUAGAGAACGAACUUAAGAAGGAACUAGCCGUCAACGAAGAGAAUUUUCUGAACCUUCUUUGUGCUGUUAUCGCCUCCAGGGAGCCCAUACCAAUUGACUUUGUUUCUAAGCUAUUGGAACCCAGUGCCAGCUCAACACUUGCAAGGCGCAAAGUACUUAACGCUAUUAGCAGUGUGUCGUCACUUCUUCCUAUUCGUGAUGGCUGUCUCCACGUUGUUCACAAGUCGGUUAAAGACUGGUUGACAGACGCAUCUUGUUAUGGAGAGCAUGACUUCACCGUGGACGAGAAAGAAGGCCACCGUAUACUUGCAAGCCUCUGUGCCGAUGAACUUGAUCAUCUGAAGGAGAAAGGUGCACGUGACGCACAGUUUAGCGCCACAGAGAGGUAUGCGCUAGAUCAUGGUGUACGUCACAUGUUAGAGUUAGACAAGAAUAAGAGAUCACGGAGCCUGGAGGAAUGUGUACGAACAUACGUGACGGACUUGCAGGUUUUGUAUGCAAAGAUCUGUGUAAACAUUUCAACAGCAGCUGAAGACAUUUUAUGGAUUCAAAGUCAGGAACCCUCUCAUGUUCUGUCUGCAGAGAGUGAAGAUUUACUGAAAACCGUACUGUUUGUGUUUAGAAAGCAUUACAGCACAUUUAUGGAUCAUCCUUGGGUAUUUUUCCAAACCCUGCUGAAUGAGGGAGGAACAGUGCUUUCCAAAGAGGCAUUAAAAGUUUUGGAGGAGAAGUAUCCUGAAAUAGCGUACAUGGAGUACUUGGACAAGGAAGCUCACGAGAAGGCACCUCAAGCUGAAUUUUUAUGUUCAUCUCAAGUAAUUAGUUUUGAUGUUUCGCCUCAGUUAGACUACAUGGUGUGUGAAUGUAAAGAUGAACUUCUUAACCUGUGGUCACUCCGUACCGGCAAGCUCGUAUGGAAACGUCCUGUCAAGGUAAAGAAACCUUGUUCUCAUGAGAAAGAAGGAUACAGGAAAUGUCCAUCUUCACCCGUCUUGCUGUGCUACCGCUCAGUUGUUUUUCAUCCUACUAAGAAAGUUGUCUUGCCAGGAAUACUAAGUCAUGCUUAUGCUAUGGGCGGAGAGCUGACACCACUUUUUCCCCAAAGUACCUGUACUUUCACGGUUUGCUCAAUUUCAAAUUCAGGAGACAAGACUGCGAUGCUGUCAAAUUGCCUCGAUGAUGCUAGAUGCCUUGUCCUAUGGAGUCUAGAGGAUGGUUUAGAGAUAACCCGUACUACUAGAGGUGAAGACGUUUUAUCAUUUGCUUGUUCUCGAGAUGGAAAGAUGCUUGCGAUUUCCCAUUCUACGGGCUCAAUUUGUUUGGUAGAUGUAACUAGAGGUUUUAGAACACUAGCACAAGUGACGACCCCUAGAGUGUGUGGAAUGAUCAAGUUCUCCCCUGACCGUCAGUUCCUUUUCUGUUCGCAUGGAACACUGUCUGGUAAUGUCGACCGCUGUGUGUUUCAGCUUAAUGUCACGAGGUGUAGCAGUGGCACCUUUUCGUUAGAUGUUUUAGGUGAAAACGUUUCGUAUAAGCCAUUGGAAUAUGAAUCACGUAGUGAGACUGGAUUUUUGGCAGGAGAUCCUCUUUCGUGUAUUUUUGAGAGACCGUCCUUGAGGCCUAUUGGUUUAGGGUCAGGAUGUGACUAUGUUCUUGUAGAGGAGGCAUUUAUGUUUGUGUUAAGCAAACAGAGUGUGUUGAAAUGUUUUCCUGGAAAUGGUGGCAUUGUAAUGUUCAGUCCUGUUGAGCUUAGGAGCUUCACCAAUUCAUUUCACCACGAUUAUAAAUUUAUCGCCAAAGAUAUUACGUUUUCUUUAAAUGGCCAGCUCGUUUAUGUUGCUGCCAAGGAACGGACUGUAAGUAGAAUUGUCUUCGAUUCUUCAAAACAAGAGUUCGUUGAUAUGGGUAAACAAGAACUAACAAUUAUGGCUUGGGACGUUUUAAGUGGGGACCUCAAGGCAGAGAGGAGCAUUGAGUGUGGAAAGUGCAGUCGUCUUGUGCCUGUAAAAAAUGGGGUUUUGUUGACAACCAGAAACACUUUCCCUGAACUGUGGAAUUUUGAGUUGUCUGAAUGCAUUCGCAGUUGGCCAAAUGUACGUUACAUCAGAGAGAUGAUGCCCAUAUCAGAGGAACGGGUAGCGUGUGUGCUGAAAGGAAAUGAGGUGAACGUCCUGGAUACAGCAAGCACAGACGUGGCAACAAUCCCAUUUUUCCAUGAAGGAUUUGAGUCAACAAUUCUGAGGUUGGACAGAGAAGCUAUAGCAUGUAACAGCAGAUGUCAGCUGUUGUCCACUGACCGCCAUUCAGUUCAGUUGUCUGAUAGUAGAGGCCGUAUACUGUGGAGAAGGCCUUGGUCUGAUUCUCUGUUAUGUUCCUAUAGUCUACCUGGAAUGUUCUCGCCUACGGAAGAAUUAGUUGUUAUCUCGGUCAAAACUCCUGAGGAUGACCAAAGUGUAUACCUCCUCGAUGCAUCGUCAGGAAAGACAUGCGUUUCUUUGUGUCGAGGUACUUACUUCUUUGACUGUAAGUUUGUCAGUGACGACGAGUGUGUUAUUGACUCCCAAGACAGCUCACGUGCUAUCCAUAUUCGACUGUUUAACAUUAAGUCUGGCGACCUACUUAGUGUUAUUGCUAGACAGAUGAAAACAUCCUGUUUAGCAGUUUGCCCUCUUAAACGUCUCCUCGCAUUUGACGUAGUUGCAGACGGCGACUCAAAACGCAUUUUCAAACUUCUCCACGUGAAGCUCCCACGUGAUAAAGGCAACAGCAAUAGCAAAAGCAUUACCAAGUAACUGUAGAUCAAAGACAGCUGGAAAACGAGGAGUGUUCUUGUCUUGCGAUGAAUGAUGAUGACGAUGAUGGUGACGACCAUGAUAACCUUGAUCCCGAUGCUUGGCCCGGCUUGACUUUCUUUGAGCCUGCAGACAGUCUACGAUGGUUAUUCCGGUGAAGAUGUUAAUCCCCGAGCUUGGCUUCGCUUUCUUGAGCUUGCAGACAGUCUGCGAUGCUAGCUACGACGUCGUGUAACGAGGAAGCGCGCGCGAAUUUCCUUCUUCUCGUUCUACUGACAAGCACGGCAGCGUGGAGUGCAUCUUCUUUAAUCCCAGCAAACCGCGCCGUGUCCUGGAGGCUGUCUUGACAUUGCCCUUGACAGGAGAAUUUUUCCACGUGAUUUUUUUAAUGAACCAAGUUAGUUUCAAUAGUAAUAUUAAAAGAUAUCAAGACUAAUUGGAAGCUUAACAAAUGGACUUCAUUUUGCCGUGCGUCUGUUCAGUUCUAAAUGCACAGAUGCCGUAGAAACAUGGUCAGAACAAAACAGUUGACUGUCAGACAAAGUACUGUAAAGUGGAUAGAUAUAGCAAAGACAAGGUGGCGUACCAGCGAGGGCUGAGUACAAAGUCUACAAGCGCGAAACUUACAAAAACCUGCCGUGACCUUAUUGGGAGAACAUUAGCACGAGCACCGGAAGUUGAAAUCAAGUCGUGCCCAGUCUAUUCCGUGCGUUCUCGCGUGUUAGUUUCAUUCAACUGAACGGACCAAGGAAAAAAUGGAAUCUACUUGUGUUAUAAUAAUAAUGAUAAUGAUAAUGAUAAAGAUGAUGAUAAUGAUAAUACGCACGACACAAUAAACUUCGGAAUAAGUGCAAGAACUUGAAAACGUUAGGAACACAAUGAAAAUGUAUUCAAAAAAAUCAUUGCCUAAAGUUGUUCUACGAAGAAUUAUGUCUGCUGCCCUUUAGUGAAUUUUCACUUCAUACUAUUCAAGAAAUUUUAAUUUUAUAAUCAACUGGUAAUAUUUGAUCGCUAGGUAGAAUUGUUUAUUUUCAGCAAUGAAUAUUUUAGAUUAAUUAGGGUCUAGGGAUACUUUGUAAAUACUAGUUAAGGCCUAAUUCAUUACAGAGUAUCCGUGUAACUUGAACCUAAUCAUAAGCUUGGACAUGUUUUGUACAGAUUCACAACAAUGUUUGCAUUAUUUUAGUGUGUGACUGGAGAAGACGCCUCAAAAUCAGGCUAGAAUUUUAGCAGAUUUCAUAAAGCAUGUAAGAACUAAUGUAAAAUAGAUGUUCAAAUUAGGAGUUUAGAGCUCAAGCCUCCAACUUUUUACAAAAAGAAUAAUUGAUUUUGUGUAUCACAUCAUUGUAGAAGAAUUUUUUCCUCAGUACUAUACAAGAUUCUAUGAAAAUAGUCAUGUAAGUUUAGCGUAUAUGAAAGGACUAUCAGUGUCGCGCUUUUAUAAUACCACAUUCGAUAUUGUGCAAAGAAACGUUUUUUAAAGGAAAAUACAGGAACGCGUGAACCGUCGUGGUUAAUAAAGUAUUUGGCCAGUGCUGAGUAAUUUGCCUAUUAAAAAAGUAGCGCUAGCAUAAAGAUUUAGAUUGCUUUUUUUUUGUGAAAAACUGACAGAAUGCUGAGGAUCUGUCACGGUGGAUUCUUUGGGUUUAAAUGGAGUGCUUGUUUUUCUUGUAAUCUAUCACUGUAUUGUAAGAUAUGUAACUCUUUGAUGAUAAAGUCUGUUUUGUAGUUUUAUUGUGCAAGUGACGAGAAUACUUUAAAAUGAAAGACGAUGAAGUCUGAGUCAACUUAAUUGUCUCAGGAAGACUUUUGUUGUGAUCCAGGCAAAAUAAACAUAAUGUUGGUUGUCAGUUUACCGUUGUCUAACUUUACUUGGUGUGCCUGUGGUAUGAAAGUCAAAUGUCGAUGAUUGACACUGAAGUAAUUUAAUUUGCAAGAGUGAUUACUCUAAUGUUCAUUGUUAAGAAGAAAUAAAAUAAAAUAAGUUAUCAGCUGGU
Molecule: messenger RNA, 7135 nt
Organism: Orbicella faveolata
Lineage: Eukaryota; Metazoa; Cnidaria; Anthozoa; Scleractinia; Merulinidae
Source: RefSeq, a predicted model, not a curated record